Molecule: messenger RNA, 718 nt
Organism: Mangifera indica (mango)
Lineage: Eukaryota; Viridiplantae; Streptophyta; Magnoliopsida; Sapindales; Anacardiaceae
Product: FCS-Like Zinc finger 3
Exons: 2
Coding region: 118-408 (96 amino acids)
Source: RefSeq, a predicted model, not a curated record
AGAGCCACCAAACACUUUUGUUUCUCCCCCUCUCUCGUUCUUCAAUCUUCCAUACAGAUUCGUGAUCUCCUGGCGCAUUUUAGCAAUAUUUCCGAUUCAAAUUCAAAUCGAUCAACCAUGUCUUACUAUUACGGCGGCUGCUCAGAUCACCAUCAUCAGGAACCCUACUUUCUUGAUGCAUGUUUUCUGUGCCGGAAACCACUUGGUUAUAACUCCGAUAUCUUCAUGUACAGAGGAAACACACCUUUUUGUAGCAAAGAGUGCAGACAAGAACAGAUAGAGAUAGAUGAGGCGAAGGAGAAGAGUUGGAAAAGAUCGUCUUCAUCAUCUAUCAGAAACAAAGAAUCAAAGAAUUCUUCCACUAAAACCAACAAAACUGUACGCACUGGAACAGUUGCUGUGGCUUAAGGAUAUAUAAGACUUUAACCAAUCAACCAACCACGGUUCGCCAGGAUAAUUUUUGUUUUUAAAUUUCCCACGUAAUAGUAAAACCAUUAUGAUCCAGACUUCGAUCUGAAAGUGAAUGGUGGAUUGAGUUUAAGUGGAUGAGAGACGAAGCAAAACCAACCCCAUCAUUUUGUUUCGUUUUUUUUCUUCUGGAUUAAAUGUUCGAUAAGAGGAAGCAACCGGAGCGUUCUUGUAAGGGAUGAUGAUCUGUGUAAUUUUUGUAAUGAAAUCGUGAUUUUCAACUUAGCAAUCACAAGAAUCUCAGUCUAAA